Pongo pygmaeus (Bornean orangutan) is the source of this 9560-nucleotide messenger RNA. It is a transcript of the gene CHD5, whose product is annotated as chromodomain helicase DNA binding protein 5. The record is from RefSeq and is a predicted model, not a curated record. Gene Ontology annotation, biological process: chromatin remodeling. The transcript has 41 exons. The coding region runs from base 131 to 5986 and encodes 1951 amino acids. Gene Ontology annotation, cellular component: NuRD complex; chromatin; nucleus. Gene Ontology annotation, molecular function: histone binding; ATP hydrolysis activity; DNA binding. NCBI's taxonomy places the organism in Eukaryota, Metazoa, Chordata, Mammalia, Primates, Hominidae.
GCGGCCGCCAUCUUCUCGCCGAGGCCGCCUCGCCCGCCGCGCGCGCCCGUCCGGCAGCGCACGGGUUAAGGCUGGCACCGCGCCCGGCGGGAGGGGGGGGCGCCCACCUCCCCUCCUCCCCGCGCCGGGCAUGCGGGGCCCACUGGGCACCGAGGAGGAGCUGCCGCGGCUGUUCGCCGAGGAGAUGGAGAACGAGGACGAGAUGUCAGAAGAAGAAGAUGGUGGUCUUGAAGCCUUCGAUGAUUUUUUCCCUGUGGAGCCCGUGAGCCUUCCUAAGAAGAAGAAACCCAAGAAGCUCAAGGAAAACAAGUGUAAAGGGAAGCGGAAGAAGAAAGAGGGGAGCAAUGAUGAGCUAUCAGAGAAUGAAGAGGAUCUGGAAGAGAAGUCGGAGAGUGAAGGCAGUGACUACUCCCCGAAUAAAAAGAAGAAGAAGAAACUCAAGGACAAGAAGGAGAAAAAAGCCAAGCGAAAAAAGAAGGAUGAGGAUGAGGAUGAUAAUGAUGAUGGAUGCUUAAAGGAGCCCAAGUCCUCGGGGCAGCUCAUGGCCGAGUGGGGCCUGGAUGACGUGGACUACCUGUUCUCAGAGGAGGACUACCACACGCUGACCAACUACAAGGCCUUCAGCCAGUUCCUCAGGCCACUCAUUGCCAAGAAGAACCCGAAGAUCCCCAUGUCCAAAAUGAUGACCGUCCUGGGCGCCAAGUGGCGGGAGUUCAGCGCCAACAACCCCUUCAAGGGCAGCUCCGCGGCAGCAGCGGCGGCGGCGGUGGCUGCGGCUGUAGAGACUGUCACCAUCUCCCCUCCGCUAGCCAUCAGCCCCCCGCAGGUGCCCCAGUCUGUGCCUAUCCGCAAAGCCAAGACCAAGGAGGGCAAAGGGCCUGGAGUAAGGAAGAAGAUCAAAGCCUCCAAAGAUGGGAAGAAAAAGGGCAAAGGGAAAAAGAUGGCCGGGCUCAAGUUCCGCUUCGGAGGGAUCAGCAGCAAGAGGAAGAAAGGCUCCUCGAGUGAAGAAGAUGAGAGGGAGGAGUCGGACUUCGACAGCGCCAGCAUCCACAGCGCCUCCGUGCGCUCCGAGUGCUCUGCAGCCCUGGGCAAGAAGAGCAAGAGGAGGCGCAAGAAGAAGAGGAUUGAUGAUGGUGACGGCUAUGAGACAGACCACCAGGAUUACUGUGAGGUGUGCCAGCAGGGUGGGGAGAUCAUCCUGUGCGACACCUGCCCGAGGGCCUACCAUCUCGUGUGCCUGGACCCAGAGCUGGAGAAGGCUCCCGAGGGCAAGUGGAGCUGCCCCCACUGUGAGAAGGAGGGGAUCCAGUGGGAGCCGAAGGACGACGACGACGAAGAGGAGGAGGGCGGCUGCGAGGAGGAGGAGGACGACCACAUGGAGUUCUGCCGCGUGUGCAAGGACGGGGGCGAGCUGCUCUGCUGCGACGCCUGCCCUUCCUCCUACCACCUGCAUUGCCUCAACCCGCCGCUGCCCGAGAUCCCAAACGGUGAAUGGCUCUGCCCGCGCUGUACUUGCCCCCCACUGAAGGGCAAAGUCCAGCGGAUUCUACACUGGAGGUGGACGGAGCCCCCUGCCCCCUUCAUGGUGGGGCUGCCGGGGCCUGACGUGGAGCCCAGCCUCCCUCCACCCAAGCCCCUGGAGGGCAUCCCUGAGAGAGAGUUCUUUGUCAAGUGGGCAGGGCUGUCCUACUGGCACUGCUCCUGGGUGAAGGAGCUACAGCUGGAGCUGUACCACACGGUGAUGUAUCGCAACUACCAAAGAAAGAACGACAUGGACGAGCCGCCCCCCUUUGACUACGGCUCUGGGGAUGAAGACGGCAAGAGCGAGAAGAGGAAGAACAAGGACCCCCUCUAUGCCAAGAUGGAGGAGCGCUUCUAUCGCUAUGGCAUCAAGCCAGAGUGGAUGAUGAUUCACCGAAUCCUGAACCACAGCUUUGACAAAAAGGGGGAUGUGCACUACCUGAUCAAGUGGAAAGACCUGCCCUACGACCAGUGCACCUGGGAAAUCGAUGACAUUGACAUCCCCUACUACGACAACCUCAAGCAGGCCUACUGGGGCCACAGGGAGCUGAUGCUGGGAGAAGACACCAGGCUGCCCAAGAGGCUGCUCAAGAAGGGCAAGAAGCUGAGGGACGACAAGCAGGAGAAGCCGCCGGACACGCCCAUUGUGGACCCGACGGUCAAGUUCGACAAGCAGCCGUGGUACAUCGACUCCACAGGCGGCACACUGCACCCGUACCAGCUGGAGGGCCUCAACUGGCUGCGCUUCUCUUGGGCCCAGGGCACUGACACCAUCCUGGCCGAUGAGAUGGGUCUGGGCAAGACGGUGCAGACCAUCGUGUUCCUUUACUCCCUCUACAAGGAGGGCCACUCCAAAGGGCCCUACCUGGUUAGCGCACCCCUCUCCACCAUCAUCAACUGGGAACGCGAGUUUGAGAUGUGGGCGCCUGACUUCUAUGUGGUCACCUACACGGGGGACAAGGAGAGCCGCUCGGUGAUUCGGGAGAACGAGUUUUCCUUUGAGGACAAUGCCAUUCGGAGUGGGAAGAAGGUGUUCCGUAUGAAGAAAGAAGUGCAGAUCAAAUUCCAUGUGCUGCUCACCUCCUAUGAGCUCAUCACCAUCGACCAGGCCAUCCUGGGCUCCAUCGAGUGGGCCUGCCUGGUGGUAGACGAGGCCCACCGCCUCAAGAACAACCAGUCCAAGUUUUUUAGGGUCUUAAACAGCUACAAGAUUGAUUACAAGCUGCUGCUGACAGGGACUCCCCUUCAGAACAACCUGGAGGAGCUGUUCCAUCUCCUCAACUUCCUGACUCCAGAGAGGUUCAACAACCUGGAGGGCUUCCUGGAGGAGUUUGCUGACAUCUCCAAGGAAGACCAGAUCAAGAAGCUGCAUGACCUGCUGGGGCCGCACAUGCUCAGGCGGCUCAAGGCUGAUGUGUUCAAGAACAUGCCGGCCAAGACCGAGCUCAUCGUCCGGGUGGAGCUGAGCCAGAUGCAGAAGAAGUACUACAAGUUCAUCCUCACACGGAACUUUGAGGCGCUGAACUCCAAGGGGGGCGGGAACCAAGUAUCGCUGCUCAACAUCAUGAUGGACCUGAAAAAGUGCUGCAACCACCCCUACCUCUUCCCCGUGGCCGCCGUGGAGGCCCCUGUCUUGCCCAAUGGCUCCUACGAUGGAAGCUCCCUGGUCAAGUCUUCAGGGAAGCUCAUGCUGCUACAGAAGAUGCUGAAGAAACUGCGGGAUGAGGGGCACCGCGUGCUCAUCUUCUCCCAGAUGACCAAGAUGCUGGACCUCCUGGAGGACUUCCUGGAGUACGAAGGCUACAAGUAUGAGCGGAUUGAUGGUGGCAUCACCGGGGGCCUCCGACAGGAGGCGAUCGACAGAUUCAAUGCCCCCGGGGCCCAGCAGUUCUGCUUCCUCCUCUCAACCCGGGCAGGCGGCCUGGGCAUCAACCUGGCCACGGCGGACACUGUCAUCAUCUACGACUCGGACUGGAACCCGCACAAUGACAUCCAGGCCUUCAGCCGCGCCCACCGCAUCGGCCAGAACAAGAAGGUGAUGAUCUACCGCUUCGUGACUCGGGCCUCGGUGGAGGAGCGCAUCACGCAGGUGGCCAAGCGCAAGAUGAUGCUCACCCACCUGGUGGUGCGGCCCGGCCUCGGCUCCAAGUCGGGGUCCAUGACCAAGCAGGAGCUGGACGACAUCCUCAAGUUCGGCACGGAGGAGCUCUUCAAGGACGAUGUGGAGGGCAUGAUGUCUCAGGGCCAGAGGCCGGUCACACCCAUCCCUGAUGUCCAGUCCUCCAAAGGGGGGAACUUGGCCGCCAGUGCAAAGAAGAAGCACGGUAGCACCCCGCCAGGUGACAACAAGGACGUGGAGGACAGCAGUGUGAUCCACUAUGACGAUGCGGCUAUCUCCAAGCUGCUGGACCGGAACCAGGACGCUACAGACGACACGGAGCUACAGAACAUGAACGAGUACCUGAGCUCCUUCAAGGUGGCGCAGUACGUGGUGCGCGAGGAGGACGGCGUGGAGGAGGUGGAGCGGGAAAUCAUCAAGCAGGAGGAGAACGUGGAUCCCGACUACUGGGAGAAGCUGCUGCGGCACCACUACGAGCAGCAGCAGGAGGACCUGGCCCGCAACCUGGGCAAGGGCAAGCGCAUCCGCAAGCAGGUCAACUACAACGACGCCUCCCAGGAGGACCAGGAGUGGCAGGAUGAGCUCUCUGAUAACCAGUCAGAAUAUUCCAUUGGCUCUGAGGAUGAGGAUGAGGACUUUGAAGAGAGACCGGAAGGGCAGAGUGGACGACGACAAUCCCGGAGGCAGCUGAAGAGUGACAGGGACAAGCCCCUGCCCCCGCUUCUCGCCCGAGUUGGUGGCAACAUCGAGGUGCUGGGCUUCAACGCCCGACAGCGGAAGGCCUUUCUGAACGCCAUCAUGCGCUGGGGCAUGCCCCCCCAGGACGCCUUCAACUCCCACUGGCUGGUGCGGGACCUUCGAGGGAAGAGCGAGAAGGAGUUUAGAGCCUAUGUGUCCCUCUUCAUGCGGCACCUGUGUGAGCCGGGGGCGGAUGGUGCAGAGACCUUCGCAGACGGCGUGCCCCGGGAGGGCCUCUCCAGGCAGCACGUGCUGACCCGCAUCGGGGUCAUGUCACUAGUUAGGAAGAAGGUUCAGGAGUUUGAGCAUGUCAACGGGAAGUACAGCACCCCAGACUUGAUCCCUGAGGGGCCCGAGGGCAAGAAGCCGGGCGAGGUGAUCUCCUCGGACCCCAACACACCAGUGCCCGCCAGCCCUGCCCACCUCCUGCCGGCCCCGCUGGGCCUGCCAGACAAAAUGGAAGCCCAGCUGGGCUACAUGGAGGAGAAGGACCCAGGGGCGCAGAAGCCAAGGCAGUCCCUGGAAGUCCAGGCCCUUCCAGCUGCCUUGGAUAGAGUGGAGGGUGAGGACAAGCACGAGAGCCCAGCCAGCAAGGAGAGAGCCCGAGAGGAGCGGCCAGAGGAGACGGAGAAGGCCCCGCCCUCCCCGGAGCAGCUGCCGAGAGAGGAGGUGCUUCCUGAGAAGGAGAAGAUCCUGGACAAGCUGGAGCUGAGCUUGAUCCACAGCAGAGGGGAUGGUUCCGAACUCAGGCCAGAUGACACCAAGGCUGAGGAGAAGGAGCCCAUUGAAACACAGCAAAAUGGUGACAAAGAGGAAGAUGAGGAGGGGAAGAAGGAGGACAAGAAGGGGAAAUUCAAGUUCAUGUUCAACAUCGCGGACGGGGGCUUCACGGAGUUGCACACGCUGUGGCAGAAUGAGGAGCGGGCUGCUGUAUCCUCUGGGAAAAUCUACGACAUCUGGCACCGGCGCCAUGACUACUGGCUGCUGGCUGGUAUUGUGACGCAUGGCUACGCCCGCUGGCAGGACAUCCAGAAUGACCCGCGGUACAUGAUCCUCAAUGAGCCCUUCAAGUCUGAGGUCCACAAGGGCAACUACCUGGAGAUGAAGAACAAGUUCCUGGCCCGCAGGUUUAAGCUGCUGGAGCAGGCGUUGGUCAUUGAGGAGCAGCUCCGGAGGGCUGCGUACCUGAACAUGACCCAGGACCCCAACCACCCCGCCAUGGCCCUCAACGCCCGCCUGGCUGAAGUGGAGUGCCUCGCCGAGAGCCACCAGCACCUGUCCAAGGAGUCCCUUGCUGGGAACAAGCCUGCCAAUGCCGUCCUGCACAAGGUCCUGAACCAGCUGGAGGAGCUGCUGAGCGACAUGAAGGCCGACGUGACCCGGCUGCCGUCCAUGCUGUCCCGCAUCCCCCCGGUGGCUGCCCGGCUGCAGAUGUCGGAGCGCAGCAUCCUGAGCCGCCUGACCAACCGCGCCGGGGACCCCACCAUCCAGCAGAUAUCUAGCCGUCCCCGAGACUUCCCUGUGUUGCAGCGCUCAUUUCCAGCUGAGCCACGCCUGCCGGGCCACCUGCCCGACCCACACGGGAGAGAAAAGCUGCCACCUUUUUAGGAGCCAGUGCCACCUUGGGACAAAAAGGGAAACCUAGUAAUACCAUCACAUGGAGGACGAGGCCCAGCUCGGCUGGGCCAGAGCCCAGAAGUGCCACCUCAUCAUAAUUCAAGUGUUCUUCCACACAGCGUUGCCCCCACAACCACGCCGGACGUGCCCCCUCGCCACCUUUUCCAGACGACUUCUUAGAAGAGAUUUCAUUUAUUUGUACAUCUUUUGCACUUUCCUAUUGAAGACUUGAACACGUUUGUCUUGAUAAAAGUUGGAUGACGUAUGGAAGAUUCGAAACUGCAGCACUGACGUCUCUUUACCGAUGGGUUCCAGACCCAAGGUAGUCCUGGCACUGCCCUGUGGACUCAGCCCAGCUGGGGAGGACAUGGCACCCAGUACCCUAGGAGCCCUCCGUGUCCCCUACCUGACCUGUCUGCACCUGUGUGACUGCCCCUUCUGAUUUGGCCCCCUGCCCGCUUGGAGCCUCCCAGCACCAGACAGGGCAGGUUUGGGGAGCCACCGUCCAGCCCGAUGGUGAGACCCUGGCUGACAUUUCCCCUCCUUCCUGCUAAGGGUGGAGGCCGCCAGGUGUUUGCUCUCUCCUUGCGGGGAGGAGGAUCCUCUGCCAGCAGGUGUCUGUCCCUGGCCCAGCGCAUGUUGAAGGCCCUGGACUCUGUUACCAGUGGGGGGCCUGUGGCCCCGGCUCUUCACGGCAGCGUGUGAUCCCAGGGAGGGUGGGCUGGGGAGGGCCAGCACUUGCCUCGGAGCCACUGCUGCAUUGGGUUUGCCUUCUGCCAGAGGUGUGGUUAAGGGCAGUGACAGCUGGCGCCCCAGCAAGGAGGGUCAUGGGCCCUGAGCUGGCCCAGGAGGCCCUGAGCUGGCCCAGGAGACCCUGGCCCUGCCCUGUGCCCUGGGAUGCCUGCCCCGCCCACCUCCGGGGGUGGAACCGGGCUGCCCCUGGGGGCCUGGACUUGUCCCAUUCUCCUGUCCCUGGAAAGGCCUUCCCGGGGGCUUUUUGCCUGAGUCUGCACUCUCGGAAGGCGUGGGGAGAGUUCUGCUUGGAGGGGGACUGGACCCAGUGCCCUCUGCAGACCCCUCCCAGCCGCAGCACCAAGGGCUUGCUGCCUUGUUUCCUGCCAGGAGCACCCUGGAAUCCCAAAACCAUCUUCCCACAUGUGGGUUGUUGGAAUCCCACCCACUCUUCCGGACCCUGCCCCUCCAAGUUGGGGACGGAGAUGGGGAGCAGGUCAGGCCCUCCCUAGGCCUGUCUGUGUGUGAUCCUUCUCCCGGCCCCAGGUCAACCUGGAAGGCAUUUCUGAAUCUUGAACUGGGACCUUCCCAGGGAAGGUGCCUUGGGGUGGAGAAUCCUGGGAGUGUUAGGAAAGGGCUCCAUGAAAAACCCAGCUGGGCCUGGGGUGGAGGUGCACACAGGGGCUGGGGCUCAGCUCCCUGGAGAGGGCCUGCCUGAGACUGAGGGGGCCAGGGCUGGGUCAGGAUUCACCAGCUUGUGUUGCAGACACUGGAGCAAUUGCCUGGCCUUCCCUAAGCCCCAGAUGCCUCACUCAUAAUGAGGCUGUCUCUAAACCCCGGAGGACGGGACCUACAAGCCCUUCAUCUUGGCACAUUCCCACACUCCAGUCUGGAUCCAGGUCUGCAAGGCCAGCCCGACCCUGACACUGCACGUAGGCGUAGUGGGGAGCACCCUGGAGUGGAGAUGUUGUCGGCGGGCCCACAUGUUGUGCUUUAUCCACAUGCGUGUUGUGUGCUCUGGAGUGCUUCCUGGCAAAGGGUCCUGGCUCGGAUCACAAACUCACUCCCGUGCCCUUGUCCCCAAACAAGCAGUGGCCAGCACUGGGGUUGGCCCUCAUUGGGAGCAGUGCCCACCUUCCUUGGCCCACAGCAGAUAGGUCCUGAGCAGCAGGACUGGAGGCCUGUGGUGGUCAGGGCAGGGGUCUGUGUCUCCACACCAAGGGCUGAUGGUCCCUCCCCUGUGAGCCCUUCCUCUCAGGCAGGCUUGCUCUGUCCCUUCCUCUCUGCUUCCCUCCCAGGCCUCGCCAGAGCUCCCUUCUCCUCUGCCUGGUUAGACUCGGGCACCCAGGAAAGCCUGGCUGCACACGCCCCCUGCACCGCCUGGUCCAGAAGGGGUGGUGCUCUCCGUGGCCAGCCCCCCGGAGCCCGGGAGGGGUGGGCUGCUAGAGUCAGAGUGGGUUUGGGGCUGACCAGUUUGGGAGAGGAGAAAAGAUCUGAGAAUGUCUUCUUGGUUUGUCAGUCAUCUCUGCCAAAAGUGAUGAUGGUGGUGUCCGUAUGUUUGGCGUCUUUGGGCUGGGUUUGGUUUUUGCUGCUGGUAGAAUCAGGGUCCUCGGGCAUGAGCGUGAGCCCAAAGUGCCAGUCUGCGAUUGGAAAUUUCCAGCCACUUUAAGCCAGUGCUGAGUAGGGCUUCUGCAGAGCCAUGUUUGAGCCAAGGUCUUGGAAGGCAUUGCCCCAUGGGCUCAGGUGACUCGGGGUGGAGUGAGCGUGUCUGCAGGGCCCUCUCAUACACGCCUGAGGCAGAAGCGGCGUCCCCCGUGAAAGCCACCUUCCGAAGCUCCUGUGUUUUUUGCAAACUUGGCUUCCCCCAGGGGCAGGCCGGACUUUCCCUGCCCCCUAUGAUUGAAGUCCUCCUGCUUUUGGGGGCUGCCUUCCCAGAGUCCCCUGGGUGCUCCCCUGCCGAGGUCAGGAGCUGACCAAGCCUUGGCCUGGUGACACCUGCUGCCCUCACUCCUGUCAUCCCAGGACACUUGAGGCCCAAGGAGGUGGAGUGGAGAGUGGGCUCGGGGACAUGAGAGCCGGAAGCCAGGUGGACUUGGUUAAGUGUUGGUCACUUGGAGCCUCCAGUGUGCGUUGGGGUCUGUGGGCAGGGGAAAGGGCGUGGGUGGGGGCCGAGGCUGGCACGCCCCUCUGCUCUCACUGUCUUGGUGACCUGGCCUCGGCCCCUACCCCAAGUCUUUCCUGUGCAAGGCCCAGCCUUGGUCUCGGAAGCUGGUUCCUGUCCCGUUUUCUAUGUCUGAAAGUUUACAGGUUGUGGUGCAUCGGCCCAAACUCACUGGCGUUGUGUUUUUUUUUUUCUUUAAUUUUCAGAUUUUUUUUAACAAAGUAUUUUUUUAGGUGCGAUAACCCAGAAAGGACCCGUUGGGUGUGUGUGUGUGUCCUGAACUCCUCAAGCAGAGAUUGGAGCCCAAGCACCCCUGGAGAGGAAGGGAGGGUCCCACUGGCCUGUGGGGUCUGAGUUCAGGGGUGUGGAGAGAGCAGACCCCCACCGGGCCAGGCCCAGCUAAGAGGGGGCCGACCCCUUUCCCCAGGCACAGCCCCAGGCUGGCAAAGGGAGGGUCCUGGGCUGGGUGCAGGGCACGCCAGGAGUCCCAGCCAGGGUGGCCCCGGCGGAGGCAGGUUGAGCUUUGGAAGCCAGGCUCCCCUGUGAGCCGUGGCUUGUCUGGUCUUCGCCCACGGGAGGCUGGACAGAGGCUGUAGCCAACACAAUCACCUUUACUUUGUACUCUGUGUGUAUGUUUUGGUUUUCUGUGUUUUAAUAAAUCCUUUGGGAAAG